Messenger RNA from Rhagoletis zephyria (snowberry fruit fly), 1358 nucleotides. Its product is annotated as mitochondrial inner membrane protease ATP23 homolog. Gene Ontology annotation, biological process: mitochondrial proton-transporting ATP synthase complex assembly; mitochondrial protein processing. Gene Ontology annotation, molecular function: metalloendopeptidase activity. The record is from RefSeq and is a predicted model, not a curated record. Lineage: Eukaryota; Metazoa; Arthropoda; Insecta; Diptera; Tephritidae.
CUAUUGAUAGUAUCCCAGCUCUAAUUUGCGUUGUUAUUUAACUUCCGUCAAAUAUACUGAAUUCGUGACGGUCCUUUUUGAAAUGGGUUUGUUUACCAAAGCUGAAGCGGGGGCGCCAGAAGAGGAUCCAGUUGAGGUCACGAAGGCAACAUCUUCAGGGUCAACAAAUGAUGAUGGUGUAAGUAAUAACAGCAAAACCAAAGAAUGGGGUUAUGACUUGUAUCCUGAAAGAAGAGGUGAGACAUUUAAGCCCAAAUGGUCACGCAUACUGCUUGGCAUGGAGGGAAGAGAAAAUAUUGAUAAGGUAAAAUGUGAACGAAACGUGUUUUGGUGCGUCAAAAACAGUCCUUUGGUAAAGCUAAUGAUGGGAGCUUUACGGAGUUCAGGUUGUCCAAUCGACUUGCGGCGGCAUAUUUCCUGCGAAGUGUGUGAUACGACCGUCACUGGUGGCUAUGAUCCAAUGCUAAAUCAAAUUGUGGUAUGCCAGAAUAUGGCACGAAAUGAAGGCAUGGUUCAGGGUGUCCUAACUCAUGAAAUGAUACAUAUGUUUGAUUACUGCAACAAUGAUUUGGACUUUCGGAACAUUGACCAUUUGGCAUGUACUGAAAUAAGGGCAGCAAAUUUGGCACAUUGUUCUUUUUUAAGUGCUAUGAUGCAAGGCGAUGCUUCUAUAUUUGGCAUUAAACAAGCGCAUGAGAAUUGUGUAAAAACAAAGGCGCUGCAAUCAGUUUUGGCUGUGCGAAAUGUGGGUAAAGUUGAAGCGAUUGAAGCAGUGGAACGGGUAUUUCCAAAAUGCUACGCCGAUCUAGAGCCUAUAGGUCGUCGAAUACGACGCAACUCUCCCGAUCAACAUAGAGCUUACAUGGAAGGACCAAUGUACGGAUAUGAUGUAUAGCGGGUGUAUACUGAUAUCCACAUGAUUUUUGUAUAAUUUAUACGGUUGAAAAAGUUCUGAAGAUCUAAUAUUUAUUAAGUUAAUGGCCUAUAAUAGGGAUAUACGUUUGUACUAAAGGGCUGCAUGAAUGCACGAACAACAAACUGAAUCGCAACAAAUUUAAGCAUGCAUACAUUCACGCCGCUAGAAGAGCAAAUCUCGUGUCUGGGUAAGAAAAAGACAGAAUCUCAUGAAUCAGAACAACAAUGAGUUCGCUCAACUCAUAGCAUUCUCACAAGCAAUGAUCCACCCUCGGCAUAAUUCCUUAACCAAAGAGGUUGCUUGGGUUGGUGUGAAUUAAUUCUGCGCAGAAGGAGGUCAGUUCAAAAUGGCUCCUCGACGAGUAUGGUCGCGCUGACCUGUCGAGGUUUUAUAAAGCAAAUGUUAAAUUAAAAUACACACAAAAAUGAUAUCGUUUCAUUAA